This is a messenger RNA of Liolophura sinensis, 3127 nucleotides long. RefSeq lists its product as uncharacterized. The record is from RefSeq and is a predicted model, not a curated record. The transcript has 12 exons. Bases 29 to 3121 code for a protein of 1030 amino acids. Lineage: Eukaryota; Metazoa; Mollusca; Polyplacophora; Chitonida; Chitonidae.
GUGAAAAUUAUAAAUGUUUUGAAGUAAAAUGACAUCAAAACCAAGAUGGGGUUACAAAAGAAGCGCCAUGGUGUUGAGGCCGUGGAUCGUGCAGCUGUUGGUCAGAGGGGAUUUAAAACAGAGGGCCCAGAAAGUGCAAGUUUUGCAGAAUGUGAGAGGUCCACGACGUUCAGAUGGUAGUGUGAUGAAGGAACUAACGGACGGACAAGCCUACAUCAAGGCUAUAUUCACCGCAGAGGCGAUGAGGGACUACAGUGAUAAGUGUCAGGAUGAUUCCGCUCCACCCAGUAUUAAUGAUGCUUUGCUGAUCCUGACUGAUUACCACAUUGAAUUUUUGCCACAUGAAUGCUGUCAUUGGUCAGAGUUUGUUGUUGAGGUGAAACGGUUUACUUUGUGGUCAUACCAGGAAGGGUUUGGUUUGAAACAGAGUCCUGUUAACAGCAUGGAUAAUGAAGGGGUAAAGAAGAAAGCUGUUGCUAUGUGGAAACAGUGGAGGGAGACUCAAGCCAGAGGAAACACAUUGGACUCCAGCUUGAGUAGUAUACCUCUGAGUCAGCUGCUGGAUGAAAUGGGGAUGGUCAGUGACUCUCCUGUCAUGGAGGAAGAUGAGGCCCAGCCACAGGGUCAAGAUCCACCACACAUACCCCAGGAUACUGCUCUGUCACUAACUUCAGGCAGGAAAUGGCCCACAUUAGCUGAUUAUGAUGAGGAUUGUGGCAUAGAAGAUUUCAUCAUAUCUGAAGUGGAGGAAAAAAUAUUAGCAGCAAUACCAGAAUGGCAGCCAGGUUACCAGCCUCAACCUACUCCAACUUCUGAUUCCUGUAAAUCUUCAGGAAAUGCUUCCGAGUGUCAGAACACAGCCACUUUGAGGAAAGACUGCAUGGCAUCCACUGAACCGAAGGCCAAAGAAUCUAGGCCAGGAAAUGGUGGAGUGCAGAAAGCUUUAGAUGACAAUACGGAAAUUUGCGGAGGAAAAGCUGAUGGUGAAGACAUAGUUACAGCUGUUGAUGCAGAGAUACAAGUUAGCCAAUCUUUGUGGGAAAACUUCCUGCUGACGGCACGAGAGUCCCGUAAAGACGCAACCACCCAGGCGUGCAGUCAGACCAUGCCCAGCUCACAGACCCAUCAAAUAGACACUUCAGGGGGUCACGCCACCACCCCACACCUCCAGGGCCAGGUUACAGAAACAGAGGUUACAGAGAAUGAAAUAAACCAGGGAAUGUCGUCUGAGGCCAAACAACUGAACAGUAGCAAAAAAACUAGAACAUCGUCAGUAGAGGCUCUUGAAUCAACACCUAAAGGUCACAAAGAAAGGUCAGGAGUGAUUCAAACUUCCCCCAGUCUUCUGUCAUCCCCUGAGGAACCAAGAUCCCCCAAGAAACCAAGUUCUUGUGGCAAAGUAAGAACUCCUGAGAAACCAAGAUCAUUUCAGGAAACAAGAUCUCCAGAGAAACCUAAGCGCGCAAGGAAACAAAAAAUCAUCUGUGAUGACGAACCGGUGGUCAUAAAUGACAGUUUUGUGGAAGAUGUGCAGGAAACAGAGAGUGGUGCUCAGCAUGACACCUUGGGAAAGGAUAAAACUGGUGGAUCUGACGGUUGCAAGGAAAGCAAGGUUAAGACUGCAAAGGAUCAAAAUGACAAUGAAAGUCCUGUUUUUGUAGACAUUAGCUCAAGUCAAGAACUGUCACCUGAAGCUUUUAAAUCUACGACCAACAGCCAAAACGACCUUGAACAAAACAGGUUAUCCUUGAAUAAAACAUCAAAAGCAAAGGGAUUUACCGUGCAAACAAAGGAAGCAUCAUUAGAGAGAGAUCUGUCAGAUGUGAUCAUGCUUGAGGAGCAAGAGGAAGAAAACAGAUUGCAUCAGUUAAGUAAAUGUUCAAGGUCGCAUAGUCAAGGUCAGGAAGGUUUCUCUGGUAGGUUAGGAUUUGAUGAAGCGUCAUGUGAUAAUGGUGAGCUGCAGGGAGACAAGUCUUUGAACACAGUAGCAAAUCGGCUGGCUUCACCCUUAGAUAGAUCCAUCCUGAAAAGAAGGCUUUCUUCAUCAGACUCAGAGAUUUCAAGGUCAAAGAAAGUUUUUGUUCACGAACAGAAGAUAUUGAGGGAACGUACAUGUAGCAGUUCGUCAGUUUGCCCUAAUAAGAAUUUUACUCCUGUCAGGCUUGAACAUUUGUCAGAAAACGAUGUUACCACGGUGACAGUAAAUCAGAAUGAAAGAGACACUGUGGACAAAAGCAGGUUACAAGCUGAGGCUUCAGCUGAUGUUGAGGUGACAAACCCUCCUAGUUUUCAACAUGAGACUACUACCCUACAUGAAAACAGGUUGUCCAAACCCACAGAGUUGACAGCUUCCUCACCUGAUGUGAAAGUGCCAAAUGAAAAUGCCCGAGUGGCUGAUCGUGAUUCUGGCACUUCAGUUGUACUGUCAGAUCAAUCAGAACAGCUCGAUACAAACAGCCUCUUGAAUGAUGCCCAGAUCGUCAGUUCUGGAGAGCUUAUGACAAGCUCUGGAGAGCAGCUGAUAAGCUCAGGGGAACAGUCUCUCAAUCAGCAGACAUCAAAGGGCCAAGGGAAAACAGGUAUUAUUGUGGCCUCAUCCCAUGAUAUAUUAUCAGAGAAGAAGAGUCCAACAGGACUGAUGAGUGUUAUAACACUGUCACAGCCGCGGACAACAGGUACAUCAACCCCUCCACAAUCUUUGUCAUCCGGUCAACCUGCUCCUCUUGGGACUCGUGCUGAGGACUCAAGCCAAACCACACCCAGUCAUUCUCUACCUAGUUAUCAACGGCCACCUCAUGGGACUCAUUCUGAGGUGUCACACCCAACCACACCCAGUCAUUCUCUGCCCUCAUAUCAACCUCCACCUCAUGCGACUACUAGCUCUGAGAUGUCGCCAAAAACUCCACCUGUCCACUCGCUGCCGUCCUACCAACCAUCACACCAGCAAUCUAGUUGCACCUCCAAGACAGCCAGUAGCCAAGGGAGUAAAAAUUCCUGUGACAAGACUUUUUGGGGAUUGUUAGACAGCCCUCCUGUGUCACCUGCAGGUAGGAGGCUACUGGAGAUGUCUUUCUCUGACGGUCUGAUGAAGAAGAUGGAAGCCUAUCUGAGCAGGAUGUGACCUCAU